GGUGGCCUCGUUCGACGCUCUCGGCCUGUGAGAGGCUGGUGUGUAUAACGCGCUCUCUGGUUAGAAUGCUGCGGCGACACGCUUGCGGGGUCGGGAUGCCUGGGCGGUCCACCGUCUCGGAACAUGGACGACCGGAGCAGAGCGCGCUGCGCUGGAACGAAGGCUUCGUGCUGGGGCUGGACGUGGGCAGCUCGGUGAUCCGCUGCCACGUCUAUGACCGCGCUGGGCGGAUCCGUGGCUCCAGCGUCCAGAAGGUAGAGUGUCUUUGUCCUCAAAUUGGCUGGGUUGAAAUUGAUCCUGAUGUUCUUUGGCUUCAAUUUGUUGCUGUAAUAAAAGAAUCUGUCAAAGCUGCAGGAAUAGAGAUGAAUCAAAUUGUUGGUCUUGGCAUCUCAACACAAAGAGCAACUUUUAUUACAUGGAACAAGAAAACGGGGAAUCAUUUUCACAACUUCAUUAGUUGGCAAGAUCUAAGAGCUAUUGAACUUGUAAAGUCUUGGAAUAGUUCCCUUACAAUGAAGCUAAUACACAGUUCCUGCCGAAUGCUUCACUUUUUCACUAGAAGUAAACGAUUUUUAGCAGCCAGUUUGUUCACUUUCACAACCCAGCAUGUUUCUUUGAGAUUGGCCUGGAUUUUACAGAACCUGGUUGAGGUGCAAAAAGCAAUUGAAGAAGAAAAUUGCUGCUUUGGGACUGUUGAUACCUGGUUGUUACAUAAGCUCACAAAAGGUUCUGAAUUUGCCACAGAUUUUUCAAAUGCAAGUACAACUGGACUUUUUGACCCAUAUGAGAUGUGUUGGAGUGGCCUAAUUACUUCUCUGCUUUCAAUACCUCUUUCUCUCCUGCCUCCCGUGAGAGAUACAAGCUUCAAUUUUGGAUCAGUGGAUGAAGAGAUACUUGGUGUGCCUAUACCAAUAAUGGCCUUGGUGGCCGACCAGCAAUCAGCCAUGUUUGGAGAGUGCUGCUUCCAGACAGGUGAUGUGAAAUUAACUAUGGGAACUGGGACAUUUUUGGAUAUUAAUACUGGAAAUAACCCUCAGCAGAACGUUGGAGGCUUUUAUCCGUUAAUUGGGUGGAAGAUUGGGCAAGAGGUUGUAUGCUUAGCUGAAGGCAAUGCAGGAGACACUGGUACUGCCAUAAAAUGGGCUCAACAACUAGAUCUUUUCACAGAUGCUGCUGAGACUGAAAAAAUGGCCAAAAGUUUGGAAGAUUCUGAAGGAGUUUAUUUUGUUCCAUCUUUUAGUGGAUUGCAGGUUCCAUUAAAUGACCCCUGUGCAUGUGCCUCUUUUAUGGGUUUGAAGCCUUCCACGAGUAAAUACCAUCUUGUACGAGCAAUACUGGAGUCAAUAGCUUUCAGAAACAAACAGUUAUAUGAGGUGAUGCAGAAAGAGAUCCAUAUUCCUGUAACAAAAAUCCGGGCAGAUGGAGGAGUCUGUAAGAACAGUUUUGUAAUGCAGAUGACUUCAGACCUGAUUAAUGAGGAUAUAGACAGACCCAUCCACCUUGAUAUGUCCUGCCGAGGUGCAGCUUUUCUAGCUGGCCUUGCUGUUGGGUUUUGGACAGACAAGGAGGAACUAAAGAAACUGAGGCAAAGUGAGAUGAUUUUCAAGCCACAGAAGAACUGGCAAGAAUAUGAGACGAGUAUGGAAAACUGGGUUAAAGCAGUGAAGCGCUCCAUGCACUGGUAUAACAAGGCAUAGCACAUACAGAUGAGACAGAGCUCAGGAACACCAACACAAUGAUGACUGAGAGGAGAUUUAAAAUGAGCUUUGCAACCUGAGGAAAAAAACAUUGCUUUUUUGGAAACAACAACAGCAACAAACAAAAUUUUUAAAACCCUCAUUUUUUUUUUACCCAAAUCCUUGGAAAGAUUACAAGGUAGCAGUGCCUCAGAACUUUUCUAUCUUCUGUUUUAUAGUGAAUUCCAAAGGAUAUUAACCAUUUGUAACUAUAUUUUGACAGAUAUGGGUCUUCUUUUUUUAAAAUACUGGGUUAAUGGUACAUAGGAACAUAAUUGUUUACUCUUCAAAUCAAUAGUCCUGGGUCAAGACCACUCACAUUUUGUUCCAAAAUUGUAUGGAAAAUAUUCCUUUAUUUAAAACUAAGUGAACUCUUCGAAGUUCAUAUUGCUAAAAAAUAGAAAGGAUAACUGAGGAAAUGUGGAAUUCUAAAACACUAAUAUUUUAGAUUUAAAGCCAUAAUUAUUUCAUGUUGUAUCCAAAUACAAACUCAGUAAGUCCAUUC
This is a messenger RNA of Pteronotus mesoamericanus, 2241 nucleotides long. RefSeq names its product glycerol kinase 5 (gene GK5). Bases 66 to 1697 code for a protein of 543 amino acids. The record is from RefSeq and is a predicted model, not a curated record. Lineage: Eukaryota; Metazoa; Chordata; Mammalia; Chiroptera; Mormoopidae. Gene Ontology annotation, molecular function: phosphotransferase activity, alcohol group as acceptor; kinase activity. Gene Ontology annotation, biological process: glycerol-3-phosphate biosynthetic process; phosphorylation; glycerol metabolic process. The transcript has 16 exons. Gene Ontology annotation, cellular component: mitochondrion.